Messenger RNA from Chilo suppressalis (striped riceborer), 8801 nucleotides. Lineage: Eukaryota; Metazoa; Arthropoda; Insecta; Lepidoptera; Crambidae. The record is from the annotation of a GenBank genome assembly.
CCGUAAUUCAAAUAAUAGUUAGGCAACUGAUCAACUAGUGUUAUUGGGUAUUUAAAGAACUUUUAUCAUAAAAGAAAUAAAGUAUGAGCUUUUUGUUUAAUUGCUCGGUUUAUGCAUAUAACGGAACGUUAUAUGUCAUCGAUCGGCAACAUCGAUUGACUGACACACAGUGACAGUGAUCGUUCUGUGCUAACGCUUUCGCUAAGAUUGUUGUUGUGAAUUAUUGUAAUUGUACUAUUUUGGAUUACCUUCUGUUCUUUUGACCUUGGCAUUGAUUUACGGACUGAUAACUAAAGAAUAUUAUUGUCAAGACUUAUCUUUCAUUUAUCCCCUUACCCAUGAUUAUUACCUUAUGAUGGGUACCAUUAUUACUUCGACUCGAUUAGUCAGUGAGUGAAAAAUAGCAGGUAUCUAGUCUCGUCUAACGACUUACUCUUUAGCCGGCACAGCCAGAAAAAUGCCCCAAAAUAGGACUGAACUAAAAACCACUUUUUUGUUCAGUCGUAUUUUUUUUCUAUGAGGCAUCGAAUAAAAUAGCUAUGAGAUCGCCAAUUACCCUCUUUGCUUUCCGCUACUACAUUUUGGGCUUCGCCGCAGUCGGGUAAAAGGUACUUGUUGAUUCUAACCUCAAAAGUAUUAGUGGCGAUAUUUUAAAAAAUCGUGGCUAUUUAUAUAAGAUUUUCAGACGGGAUAGUAUUUACAACAUAAAAACAAACCAUUCUCACUAUAGUUUAUUAAGGGACAUCAAAAAUAAAAGUCAAGUCCAGCUCACAUAAAAAUCUGGCCAUUGUUCUUUAAUCUUUAUAUAUAUAAUUCUUCUGUGAGUGUGUAUGUCACUGAACUUCUCUUAAACGACUGGACCGAUUUUGAUGAAAUUUUUUGUGUGUGUUCAAGGGGAUCUGAGAAUGGUUUAGAUUCACAAUUUUGUCCGCUGGACAACCCCUAUUUUUUUAGGGCGGUACGAAGUUCGCUGGGUCAACUAGUAUUUUAUACUACUUAAAUUGUUUCGAAAAAAGAAUAAUAGCUUAUUAGAAGAAAAAAUGAAAAUGUGCGUUAUGUUUAAAGACUAAUCAUUAUCAAACUAAUGAAUAUUAAUAAAACAAUUUAAGUUUUAUUUUUCGCAAACAAAAAUAAGCUUUAAUACAUAUACCUACUUACGACCUUAGAUGGAACCUGCCCAUCUAAGGAAUUUUAAGCUUACUAUUUUAAAGGUUACAUAAUUUAAACACGCAUGUUUAAAUGUUAAUCUUGCUACAAAAGCACUGCCGAAAUCGUAUAUGAAAAUGCUUAAUUUCUCUGUAGAACGGCUAUAAACGGAUUAAAAAACAAAAUAAUUACGUAUUUUUUACAAAGAUUAGAUAGAAGGUAUGUAGCGAUUAACUAGCAAGAAAUAAACUGUAAUAAACAUAUCAGAUGAUAUCCAUUAAAUAAAUAUUGUACAACAUCCUAUACAUUAUAUUACUAUUCAAAAUAAGUUAGUUGAAGCUUUUGUGUUAAGGGAGAAAAACAACGAUAAAAUAAUUAGUUAGACCAGUGAAAAUAAAAAAUGUUAUAUUUUAUAAGUUGACCCGAUCGGGGAUCGAACCCGAUACCCCGCGAGAUUGCGGGGUUGAUUGAUUACACUGCCUUGCUUUUGCGAUAGAUAUAAAAAUGAUAAAACAAACUCUACAAACGUAUAAUACGUUCACAUAUACAAAAAACCACGGAUGUUAUGAUGCCUUUUCUUAAGCUUUGUUCCCUCCCAAACGUCCCAUGACACUUGAGUGUUAUAAUAGUUAUUCCAUUCAAACGUCUGAGGACACUUGAGUGUCCUCUGUGGGCGGUACGGUUUUUUGCUCAUUAGCACGCUUUUCGACGACCAUCCCGUGUGUUACGGGAUGCGCAACCGCAACGUCCGAAAUGACUUCGGUCAAAUGGAUUCCCUGAGAUGAAGGUUACAAGGGGUUUUCUUUAUCAGCCGACUUUCACUCGUUGACCGGUACACAUCUCCGCUACUUUUAACCCUUUACCUUGUACGACAAGGGAGACAACACCUACAGAAGCAGCACAAAUCGUAGCCCUAUUGCAAGAAGGGCUCAGUCAGCAGGUUGUCACUCGUCGACUCCACAUGAGCGAGUACUGUGUUUCGAAAAUUUAUCGAAGCGCUUUCGGGAGACUGAUGGCUUUAUCCCGAGGCCAAGAUCUGGACGGCGCUGGUGCACAUCAGUGAGGGAUCGUAUCAACCUCUCUCUGAAAUCGACAUUUAUCUGGUGUAGACAUCCAACAGGAGCUCCGAGAUGUUCGUGGAGUAGCAGCCAGCGAAUGGACAGUUCGUCGACGACUCAAGCAAGCGAAUCUGACUCCGAAAAGGCCUGCCACCGGCCCGAAACUCACGGCAGCUCACCGACAAGCACACCUUCAACUUGCUCGCACCCAUCUUGAUUGGGAGGUUGAGCAAUGGAGGCAAGUUCUGUUCUCCAACGAGAGCAGGAUGUAUUUGCGCGGUAGUGACUGCAGAGGAUGGGUCCACAGGUAGGCGGCCUGAGGAGCGAUUUGCGCAAAGCUGUUUCGCUGAAACAGUGGUUUAUGGGGGCGGCUCUUGUAUUAUGUGGGCUGGCAUUUCCUUCGACGGUAAAACCGAGCUUGUUUUCGUGCCUGGCGGGGGACGAGGAGGCGGCAUUACUUCGGACCGGUACAUUUUCGAUAUUCUGCUGGAACAUGUCGUUAACUAUGCGAGAUAUAUCGGUGAUGACUUCUUCAUUAUGCACGAUAACGCUAGUGUGACAACACUGCCCGUGUAACAACUGAAUACCUCGAAGAAGUCGAUAUCGCCACAUUGGACUGGCCAACGCUCAGCUCUGACUUGAAUCCCAUUGAGCACAUGUGGGAUGAACUGAAGAGAAAGGUUCGUUUCAGAACUCCUGCUCCUUCAUGUCUAAAUGAGAGGAGUGAGAAGGUAUCCCACAAGAAUCAAUUCAGAAGCUGAUCAGGUCUAUGAAGAAUCGUCUUCGAGUAAUUGUUAGGGCGACGGGAGGGAAAACAAAGUACAAAACUUAAUUUUAAGGCUAAAUAUUUUUUUAUUUAUUAAUUUUUGUUGUUUUAUUCAUAUAAUAUUUCCAUAUUUCCUUGUUUUCCUAUCUCCUUCACUUAAUCCGGGAUAGCUCCUUAACUACUGGCUCGAUUUGAAUGAAUUUGGUAUCAAAGUAAAGUUGACAGUUGAACCUUUAAAAUUGUGUCAUUUUUAUGCUAAUUACAAGUAAGUGAUUCCAAACUUUUGCUCGUGAGUGUGUUUGUAUUUAUACUGUAUGACACAGCAACCAUAAUGCAGGUAAAAAUUAAUGUAAAUUUAAUCAUUAUGUAAUGAAAAGUGACCUCGUGAAUCAUCUCUGAAGUCAUUUUUCGACUUGACGACUCUGUAAAUAAUAAAACGGGAGAAAAAACGGCCCUUGUUUCUUGCCGGUUCUUCCUUCUCAGUACAAGGUCUCCCGAAGUAGAUUUACGACCCGAUGGCGUAACUUCUAGACAUUCAUGAGCGCUUGUAACAGCCUAAACUGAAUAAAUGGUUUUGACUAUGAUUAGCAACUAACCUUGCUUUAUAUUUGAUAAAACUGGGAGGCUCGUCUGUCUUCAACUUAUAGACCCAUUUACAACGAACUAUCAACGAAUAAUUGAAAAACCAAAGUUUCUAAGUUUCCUGCUCCGAAGCGGCUAACGGUGAACAGACUCAUCUGUUUCACACGCACCUCCAGAUUCUACGACCCUUUCUUAUUCACCCCGUGAUUCUGACUUGCCAAAAUUUUCGAACAUAGUAUUGAUAUUUGUUGCUCCUUCAGAUUCUUGUUGAACAGAAUAUUCGGCUUCGGAUCAAAAGAGCCACUUCCGCUUGCAGACGGCUGUGGUUGCUUGUCACUUGUCACCAAAGUAGUUUCCACGGGUGAAUUACUUAAAAAUAAGGGUAUAUGUAAAUCUUUAGAAAAAACUUAUACAUAUCAUUAUUACAACUAUCUUUUAAAGUACUAAAAUGGUUCUCAAAAAAGGUUAUUUCGCGUGCCUUUACACUUCUCCUGGGACAAAUAUUAUCUCGAAAAUAGUAACUUUCAGCAUUAUCUCAAUAACCGAAUAAAAUGUUCCGAUAUUUUGAAAUCGAGCUUCUCUCUAUAACAGUCUGGAAAAUGGACCAAGGCUCUACACCCAAAUACCUUGAGAUGUUAUAAAUUCGGCUUAGUUCCGUACCACAUUUUAUGAGGAGUUCUGCCGUCGAGGGCGCGAUGAAGAGAUCUAUUUUUAAGAUAAACUGCUGUAUCCAGAGCAUACUCCCAGUAGGCCCGAGGUAACGCAGCAUCUGAUAAAAUACAUCGUGCCUUUUCAACAAGUGUACGAUUUGUACGUUCAGCAACCCCAUUAUGUUGAGGGCUGUAUGAAACAGUAGUCAGUCAUGGGCUAUAAAUUGGUGGUCAGGUAUAACUUUGACUUCUAAAUUGUUUAAUUGCUUUAAAAGAUAUUUUCAUAAGCUUCGAUAGUAUGGACAAUAAGUAGAAGUGGAACAGGUAUACGCUAUUUGGGAAGCUUUUCCGGUGUUGUUUGAGGAUGACUUUUAUUUGUGCUAAAUCAUAUUAAUUUUUGAAAAUUUAAAUAUGACGUAUAUCACGGUUAUAAGCAACUAAGAAAAAUCUAACUACACCUCUGAAACCGUUAAGGCUACUGAGCUUGCCAGACAAAGCUACACUUGAAAAACAACUAUAUCUUUGUCACCAAAGUUGUUAAAAGUCGGAUAAAAAAGACCCCACAAAGAACCGUCACUUGGGGCUCCGCAAUGCCUAUGGUCACCCCUGAGGAAAAUAGAGGUUGUUCUAGAAGAUUUGGAACUAAAAUAUACCGUUGUUUGUGUUAAAUACUACCCAACAUAUUUUCAAAAUAGGUUUUAUGACUAACUAAAUUGUUACUGGAAAGUAGUUUAUCUCGGAGUAUGUAUUGAUAAUAUACCUCUUAUACGUUUUUAUAAUAUGUAUUUGCAAUACAUUUUUAAUAUUUUUUAUACUCAGAUUUUACUCCUUGAUUUUUUCUCACACUUUUACUGGGUUGUCUGGUAGAGAAUGCCUAAUGGCAUUAAGUGCGCAUUUUCGUUAUUUGCAAUAAAGUAUAAAUAAAUAUGUACCUAAAUAAUUUAUUAUGAUUAUGAUUUAAAGUUCGAAACUUCGUGCUGUACUUUCUGACGUGCUAAAGCAAGGCUGCUCAACCCCAGGCCCGCGGGCCACAGUGUAGCCCGCGAAAGAAUUUUGAGUGGCCCUCGCAAGUAUGGUUGAAAAUACGCACCAAAUUCAAAUAUCCCGCCGCGCACAGUACAGCCAGAGCAACAUAUUUGUGACUUGUUGUUACUGCCAACGUCGGCUUUGUCGCCAAAUAUAAGUAAAUUAUUAAAAGACAAACAAUGGCAGAAGUCACAUUGAUUGUAUUAAAAAGUUAAAGAAAUAUAAAUUUGUUUUAUUAUUAGGAAGAUGUAACAGUUUGUAAAAGUCUUUGUAUAAUAUUGACAAUAGCAUUUUUCUUUGCUUUCUUGCCACUUGCGUGUACUUACACAUAGAUAGAUAGAUAGAUUAACACUUUAUUAUAACACCAAAUACAUAAUUACGUAACAUUCACAAACAACAACAACAACAACAUAGUAAAAUCUUUCAAACAACAAAUAUUUUUAUAAUUAUAUGGUUUAAACAACUUGCUGAGUUUCUUGCCCAUUCUUCUCAGAAAAAGGCCUCCUGGCAGCUAGUGAACGGUUGGCAUAAUUUGACAUUCUUAUGAGUAUGUAAAUAUCGAAACUGCAUAAAUAAUUUGACUUUGAAUCAAAAAGUUGAUUUAGAUUUGAGAAGAAACACAGACAUAGGUACUAACUUAAUUAAAAUUUUGUUUCUCUAUUUAAUAAUAAUAAUAUUUAGAAUAAGAUUCUCUUUGUUCCCAAUAAACAAUAAUUCAAUUUUGUAUUCAUAAUAAUUGAGUUUUUAUUGCGCUUGUCCAGAGAGUAACUGAAAAAGGAAAUGUAAGUGGCCCGUCGUUAACGACUAAAUCGUUUUGGCCCGACUCUUCAAAAGGUUGAGCAGCCUUGUGCUAAAGGGUACUUUCUUUAUAAACACAAUAAAACAUAAUUUAAAAAUCUAGAUUUGUGGGAAACUGGUUAGUCAGAUGGUUCAGUAGCUCUUAGACUACAACAGUUUAUUAAUUUUCUCAACUCCCACUAUAUAUAAGUAUACAAUUGACAACAUUCAUUAAAAAGCACGCAGUUUCCAACUAUAAGUCAUAAUCAUAAUAGAUUAUUGAGGUAUCUAUUUACUUAUUUAUUUAUACUUUAUUGCAAAUACCGAAAAUGGAGGACUUAAUGCCAUAAGGCAUUCUCUACCAGACGACCCAGUAAGAGUGUGAGAAAACAUCAAGGAGUAAAAUUAAAAUUUAUUGACAAGUGAACAAAAUAUUGAGGAAGAGCUAUGGCUACAUCGCUAUGAAUAAUGACUGAAGUUUAUCCGUAGUUGAUUAUGCUUUCAGCAAUAAUUACAUCUCUGAUUACCUAUGGUUGCAGAGCACGUAGCACAAGUAAUUAAGGCUAUAUGCAUACUACUGCAUUACACAGUACAAUAUAAUAAUAGGCACCUAUAUUUCGUUCAAUUCCCUUUUUUUAUAAGUCAUCUGGGUUUCUUCGGCAUAGAGUUGAGACACCGGCCGGGAAGCUGCGCAACUAGCUCAGUACGCCUGUACGAGCAACCUUGGUGUUUUGCACAAAUUUCAUCAAACACAGAACAAACAGACUAUCAGUAUAAAAAGAUAACAGCCGUGAGACAGGUAUCAGUCUACAAGCUUCCGCUUAGCCUGUUCAGUAGAAACAUGAGGGCUCUUAUAUUUUUUUAUGUCGCUUUAGCGGCUCUAGCGUACAUCAGCUGUCGGGAAGUGAGCCGUCAAAAACGGGAUGCCGAUUUAGAAGGAGCAGCGAGCGGUCAUGGCGGCGGCGGUAAAUGGGAUAAGGGUGGCGGGCAUGAACACCAUCACGACCAUCACCAUGAUCACGGAGAAAAGGGCCAUAAGGGUUACAAGGGACAUCACCAUCAUGAGCACGGCAAGAAGGGGCACCACCACCACGAGGGCCACAAAGGACAUCACGACGAGCACGGCGGACACAAGAAACAUCACCAUCAUCACGAUGGCCACCAUCAUGAACAUCAUCAUGGCGAGAAAGGGCACAAGGGGCACGGACAUCACGAAGAGGGACAUUACCACAAGGGGCACUCUACCAAGGGACAUCAUGGAGUGCACAAGCACGAUGAAUUCAAGAAGGAGAAGCACUUCCACGAUCAUCAUCAUGAGGGCGGUCACCAUGAGGGCCACGGUGGCCACCACGAGGAGCACGGCCACAAGAAGGGCGGGCACCACCACAAGGGACACCACCACCACGGUCACCACGAGCACCACCACGGCAAGAAGGGCCACCAUGAGAAGGGCGGACACCACCACGACCACAAGGGACACCACGACGAGGGCGGCCACCAUGAGCACCACCACCACCACCACGACCACGGCAAGAAGGGCGGACAUGAGGACCACAAGCACUGGGGUCACAAGAAGGGACACUAACCUACCGAUUUCUGCCUGUCAGUGCUGUUUAAUUAGGCCUUUAUCUAGGUUUAUUUAAUUAAGCUUACGUCGUGUUAGGUAGUUUUAUAAUUGUUAUAUCGACUGUGAUUUGUUAAAUUGUUAAUACAAAAAGAUUAUUGAAAUAUUUUUUGUUUGAGUGUACGCAAGACCCAUUCGAUUAAGAAACAAUAUUGGAAGGAUUUCGACAAAUACAGACGGAAAAACAAAUUUAUUAAUUUCACGUCACGUUUCAACAACAAAGUUACAUAAAUAGUUGGCGGUGCUCCGUUGGUAACGGCUUCCAAUUCUAACCAGAUAAGUUACUCAGCAGCGUUGAGAAACUAGAGCAGUACCCGAGACUGGCCUACAUUUAAGCGCACAACGAAUUAGCCGUGGCUGCAAUCGACCGUUUUCUAUAGAAAACACUUGCAGUCGCACUGAAAUUGAUAACGUUUCUCAACAGAUACCUAGACAAUGCAGCGCGUAAUCGGACCUUUCUUGGCAAUAAUUGAUAUUGAUACGUUUAUUUAUCUUGUUUGCUCUUCAAGUUAACUAUAACUUCGAAGAUUAAAAUUUUCUUUGAGUAUUCCCUUGUUUUCUAAUUAAUCAUCGCCAUAAGGCAACAGUUACUUAUUGCUUUGUUGUUGUUCAAAAGCAUCUUUUACUUUUCGAAGAUAAGGAUGUUAUUAAAUAGUUUCAGUUAUGUUUUAUGUAUCAAGUUUUUUUGACAAUUACUGAAUUCGAAUUUCGAAAAUAAAGAGGUGGUCGAAAAAAAGUUUACGGACUUAUCAACCCGACCAACUAACGAAUUAAAAAGGAACACUAUGAUUAAUGCUGGUAGCUACGAUGUGUGCGCAAGAUGACACUGAUGACACCACCCUACUCUUUUAAAAAACCUACUUGGCGCGGCCAGAUUUUGGGAUGAUGACUUUUUUGUGUCGGCACAAACUGGUGCUACAGAGCAACAUCACAAUACUCGUCGUGGAAGUUCGCUGUAACCUGAAUCCUUAGCCUGAAUCGAAAGAACUAGAUUGAUACCGUGAUCAAAAUAGCUUCACGAAAAGCUCGGAGUCUUGAUAACGAUGCAGCGUUUUUUCACGGUUGAUCAACUUGCUUUUUGUGCAAGACGUAAGUCCUGUGACGAAUAUUGGUAAAUAAUAAUAAAACAUAUUUCCAACCCUAACACCAAAUUAGCCUAGCCCCAAAGUAAG